GCCCCACUCUUGAAAAACUCCACCAAUAAAAUUUGGCCACAUAGUUUUAUUAGUGAGAAAGUUUUUAUUCAAUUUAUGAACGCUGGCAAAUUUAGUUAUGUGUCGAGCAUCAAUUUAUUUUCCCCUGUAGCCUAUAAACACCCCAUCUGGAAUUCUAAGAAAUAAAAAUCAAAUCUUGGAAAUGGGGAAGCAUUUGCAUGACUGUCUGGCCUAGACUUGCUCAAUAACUUUAGUGGAAGUGAGAGAGAGAGAGCAUUGGAGUUUCCUCAAAUUGGGUUUGGCAUAAUCGCCCAUUUCUCUCUAUCUCCGAAGAUCGUGUGGAAAGCCAUUGAAAUACCUCUGCCUUUGUCUUUGCCACACCCACUGAUCUUCCUCUCUCAUGGGUUUCACAUAUUCUUUCCGUUGCAUCCAUCUAUCCCCAUAUAUAUGCUGAAGAUCCUCGCUUUCAAAUCUCUCCCCGACUUUGUAGUUUUUUAGUGGUUUUUGGUAAUUUUGUUUUUUCGUUUUGACUGUGGCGUGUAAAUGGCCAAUGCAUCUGCGUUCUUUACCACUCCUUCAGUUCCAAGCCUGAGGGGGAAGAUUCAGCCUUCAAUAAGCAUUUACCGAUCUGGGUUUUGCUGUCCUGAGAGGAUCUCCAAAAGGGUGUUCUGCUCCGGCACCAUUGAAGAGCAUGCUUCCGGAGUUUCCGCUUCUGAAUCUCGAGUGUCCAGGCUUGUCAGUAGAGGCUGCAAAUUAAUAGGAUGUGGCUCAGCAGUACCAAAACUUAAGGUUUCAAAUGAUGAUCUUGCAAAAAUAGUCGACACUAAUGAUGAAUGGAUAUCUGUUCGCACUGGCAUUCGUAAUCGACGGGUUCUUUCAGGAAAAGAUAGUUUGACAGCUUUAGCAGUAGAGGCAGCAGAGAAAGCACUUCAGAUGGCACAGGUUGAUCCUGAUGAUGUGGACCUAGUCUUGAUGUGUACAUCCACACCAGAGGAUCUUUUUGGCAAUGCUCCUCAGAUCCAAAAAGCACUUGGAUGCAAAAGAAAUCCCCUGGCUUAUGAUAUUACAGCUGCAUGCAGUGGAUUUGUAUUGGGUCUAGUGUCAGCUGCUUGCCACAUUAGGGGAGGUGGUUUUAAUAAUGUCCUGGUGAUUGGUGCUGAUUCUCUUUCUCGAUAUGUUGAUUGGACUGACAGAGGAACGUGCAUACUCUUUGGUGAUGCUGCUGGUGCUGUAUUAGUUCAGUCUUGUGGUGUUGAAGAGGAUGGUUUAUAUGGUUUUGACUUGCAUAGUGAUGGUGAGGGCCACAGGCAUCUAAAUGCAAGCGUCAAAGAAAAUGAAACAGAACAUGUGUUGGGUUCAAAUGGUUCAGUGUUAGAUUUCCCUCCAAGACGCUCAUCAUAUUCCUGCAUUCAAAUGAAUGGCAAAGAAGUUUUUCGCUUUGCCGUGAGAUGUGUGCCACAGUCAAUUGAGUCUGCCCUUGGAAAGGCUGGUAUGCCUGGGUCUAGCAUUGAUUGGUUACUGCUUCAUCAGGCGAACCAGAGAAUUAUUGAUGCCGUUGCAACUCGUUUAGAAGUCCCACCAGAACGGGUCAUAUCAAACUUGGCAAACUAUGGUAACACAAGUGCUGCAUCCAUUCCAUUGGCAUUGGAUGAAGCUGUUCGAGGUGGGAAAGUGAAAGCAGGCCAGACUAUUGCAGCUGCUGGCUUCGGAGCAGGACUGACAUGGGGUUCUGCUAUUCUCAGAUGGGGAUGAAACUCUUGACCUCUCCUGCCGAUUCAUCUAUACAGAAGACGAAGAGAAAUUGUUGAAAAAAGCGCAGCUCUGAAUUUCUCAGUUCACCUUCCCCAUGUAUUGCCUUGACAUGGUCUUCACCAUCUCUCUUUGUUUGUUUGGCUUUUGUUACUCUUUUUUUUUAGGCUUUAACAACCUUUAAUAAAAAUUUGAUUCUUUUUU
Molecule: messenger RNA, 1932 nt
Organism: Ziziphus jujuba (common jujube)
Lineage: Eukaryota; Viridiplantae; Streptophyta; Magnoliopsida; Rosales; Rhamnaceae
Product: beta-ketoacyl-[acyl-carrier-protein] synthase III A, chloroplastic
Exons: 8
Coding region: 523-1731 (402 amino acids)
Biological process (GO): fatty acid biosynthetic process
Cellular component (GO): chloroplast
Molecular function (GO): 3-oxoacyl-[acyl-carrier-protein] synthase activity
Source: RefSeq, a predicted model, not a curated record